Rhizophagus irregularis DAOM 181602=DAOM 197198 is the source of this 620-nucleotide messenger RNA. The record is from RefSeq and is a predicted model, not a curated record. NCBI's taxonomy places the organism in Eukaryota, Fungi, Glomeromycota, Glomeromycetes, Glomerales, Glomeraceae.
AGAGAAAGAGAAAGAGAAAGAGAAAGAGAAAGCGAAAGCGAAAGAAAAAGUUAAAAAGAUUUCGACCAAUUUACCAAUUUUAGAAAAUGAAGUGAAAAGUCCAAUUAGAACAGAAAUUAAUAGUGUUAUGAAUGAAAUACAAAAAUUUCGAACCAAUUUACAUGAACUCAGUAGAGUACAAGAAAUAAGGAAUGAGGAUGAAAAUAUAACAUCAUCAUCAACAACUCAAGAUGAAAUAAUGAUUCAAGCGGUACAAAAUCAAUUAUCAGUAGUAAGACAACAUAUUACAUCAAUAAUGGAUAAUUAUAAAUCGGAUGAAAAUUUAUUAACAGUUAUUAUGACAUAUAAUGAAGAAGUUAAUAUAGCAUUACAAGAGGCAUUACAAGAAGUACCAAAAUUAUAUCAAUCACAAUUAAAACCUCCACCUUCACCAUCAUCAUCAUCUUCUUUAUCAUCCCAAUUUAAUGAUUAUAUUUCAAUUAAUGAUCCUCAACAAAUUAUUGAAUCUCAAAGAAUACAAAUUCAAUUUCUUGAAAAAGCAAAUUUUAAUAAUGUUAUUCAAUUAAUUAAUGAUAUAGAAAGAUGUCAAUUAAGUUUGGAGAAUUUUAUUAAAUUCAAUG